Ilyonectria robusta is the source of this 1323-nucleotide messenger RNA. Its product is annotated as WD40-repeat-containing domain protein. The record is from RefSeq and is a predicted model, not a curated record. Gene Ontology annotation, molecular function: phosphatidylinositol-3-phosphate binding; protein binding; phosphatidylinositol-3,5-bisphosphate binding. Lineage: Eukaryota; Fungi; Ascomycota; Sordariomycetes; Hypocreales; Nectriaceae. The transcript is spliced from 3 exons. Gene Ontology annotation, biological process: protein lipidation; protein localization to phagophore assembly site; autophagy of mitochondrion. Bases 1 to 1323 code for a protein of 440 amino acids. Gene Ontology annotation, cellular component: extrinsic component of membrane; fungal-type vacuole membrane; cytosol.
AUGGCCAAUCCCACACUCAACUUUAUUACCUUUAACCAGGAUCACAGCUGCCUAGCCGUUGGAACAUCCAAGGGCUUUCGAAUCUAUCACACCGACCCAUUCUCGCGAAUAUUCAGCAGCGAUGACGGCAACAUCGCCAUCAUCGAGAUGCUCUUCUCGACUUCUCUUGUCGCCCUCAUCCUCUCCCCCCGCCACCUAAUCAUCCAGAACACCAAGAGAGCCUCCGUCAUCUGCGAAUUAACCUUCCCGUCCGCCGUCCUAGCUGUGCGAUUGAACCGAAAGCGCCUCGCUGUUGUUCUUGAGGAGGAAAUUUAUCUUUACGACAUUAGCAACAUGAGCCUCCUGCACACCAUCGCCACAUCCCCCAACCCCUCAGCCAUCUGUGCUCUGUCGCCCUCAUCCGAGAACUGUUUCAUCGCAUAUCCGCUCCCAAAACCGCGGGAAGAUGCAGAUUCCAGGCGGCCUGCUCACGCCCCUCCCCAGUCUACCUUUGUUCCCCCGACGUCGGGCGAAGUUCUCGUUUUCGAUACCUUGACUCUGAAGGCUGUCAAUGUCAUCGAGGCCCAUCGGUCACCUUUGUGUUGUAUAUGUCUCAAUAAUGAGGGCACUCUACUCGCCACAGCCAGCGAGACAGGAACCAUCAUUCGCGUUUUCUCUGUGCCGAGAGGCCAGAAGCUCUAUCAGUUCCGGCGUGGGACCUACCCAUCCACCAUCUACAGCAUGUCAUUCAACCUCAGCUCUACCCUUCUCUGUAUCUCCUCUACAUCCGACACGGUCCACAUCUUCCGUCUUGGAGCUCCUCCAGGUAAUACAACCCCAGCCGGCGCGCCUAUUGAGUCUCCCACCUCUCCACGACAGGACAGAUGGUCACGAGCUCGAAGCCACGAAGACUCUGAGUCACCAGGGAACAGUGCGGCCGACUCUCCUAAAAGUGACGGGGCUGAUAAGACCGGGACUGGAGACGGUAACAACAGUGCAGGCCAUCGCAGGCAGAGCGGCUCCUUCAGCAGCAUGCUGCGUCGCUCAUCUCAGCUUAUGGGUCGCGGGGUUGCCGGGGUUGUGGGUUCAUAUCUACCCCAAUCCGUCACCGAGAUGUGGGAACCAUUAAGGGACUUUGCUUACAUCAAGAUACCCAAGUCGACAGCGCCGUCAGGCCCUUCGCGGACCGCGGGAGAAUCACCAGCUGGCCCAUUGCGCAGUGUCGUAGCUAUGAGCAGUAGCAGCCCCCAAGUCAUGGUCGUUACUAGCGACGGCGGCUUCUAUGUCUAUAACAUCGAUAUGGAACAUGGCGGGGAGGGUUACUUGGUCAAGCAGUUUUCGUAA